AUGGUCAAACAGUCAGGAUCGCGCCUCUCCCACGCAUCGGGCAGAGGCGCUGGUUCUCCGCGCCGGAAUAACGAGGCCGGGGACACGCAGGGGCCGCCCAAAAAACAAAGGAGACAACGGCCCUCUCUCAGCUGCGCAGAAUGCCGCCGGCUGAAAAUGAAAUGCGACCGGCAGGUGCCAUGCUCCAACUGUGUCCGUCGACGCCGGGCCCCGUUCUGUAAUCCGGGGAUAACCGACCAAACACCGUCACGCAGGGAGUCUGAGGUGCACCAAAGACCGCGCCAGGCUGCCGGGCAUGAUCAGCCCUCGCAAUCCCCGGACGGAAUUACUCGCCUUUCACCUGUGACCCAUGAAUCUGGCCCUCACCACAAACAAAGAUGGGAAUUGCUACCCCAACAUGAUUUCUCCCAGCAUCACAAUCAUGGCCAAGCUAUCGUCGCUGCGCAGGGCUCCGCGGACGAUCCGGGUCGGAACCUGCCGCCGCAGCAUAGCGGCAGACGGGAUGAACAGCUCGCCCUCCUCGCCCAUGUGCUACAGUCAGACUCCUUACAGAACUCUCCUUCGGUGCUCACAAGCCGAAAUCCUCUGGCUGGCCACGGUGAUUCAGGCAAGGAUAGUGGCCUCCAUAACUCCGCCGCACAGCCUCUCGGGGUGGGUGAACAGAGCGGCUCCUACGGCACAUUGAUGUUGGGCAAAGGAGGUCGGUCAAAAUACUUGGGACCGACUGCGGGCAGUGAAUGGUUGAAAGAAUCCGAAACACAAGACAUAUCAGACAGUCCGCCGGUUACUCGCGCUCCUUCUCCCAAAAUAAUCCAAGAACCGAUUCGAUCUCAGCCUGGUCGGUUAACUCCCGGUACUGCUCCCAUCGCCUUUCCUUUCAACGUUGCAGCCUCUCAUAUCAGUACUCGCGAACUGCUCUCCCGCCUGCCGCCAAGAGAGGAGGCGGAGACAUUGGUUGCGUCGUACUAUCGCUACUGUGCUUGGCAUCAUGAUGUGGCUCCCAGAGCCACUUUCGAUAAGACAUUUGACCGAGUCUACGCAAAUUCAAGUGGAAUGUCUUUAUCCCCACAAGUCAAUCCACAGGAGAUUGCACUCGUUUUUAUCAUCCUGGCUCAAGGCACCUUGUUCAAUAUUGAGAUGCCCAACUACGAUCCAUCUACCGAAGACUGGCUACACCUCUCGGAGCUGGCUCUGGUCAAAGGACGCUUCCUCUCAAAUAACAUGGUAGCCGGUCUCCAGACCUUACAUUUGAUGGCGCAUCUGCAUUUACAACUGGAUAAAGGCGGAAGAGGUGACAAUUCCUGGCCUCUGUGGGGACUGGUCAUGCGAUUAGUCCAAGCGAUGGGUAUGCACCGGGACGGUGCCCGCUGGAACCUCUCUCAAGAUGUGAUUGAGGAAAGACGCAAGGUCUUCUGGGAGCUGAAUGCUGCCGAUAUCUUUCAGGCUCAUUGCUUUUCGAGGCCGUGCGCGAUUAAUCCUGAGCAUUGCGACGUCGAAUUCCCUGCCGAGCCGCUCCAUGUAAGCCCGGAGAAGAGCUAUUCGAGACUACGAUUCGAGCUAUCUCAGCUUUCUUCCGAAAUUCUCCAUAUGGCCAUGAAAGUACGGAAACCACCGUACUCUGCUGUCACCGAUCUAGACAUUAGACUGGCGGACUUUGAGCGCAACCUUCCCUUCUCCCUUCGUUGUCGAGCAGCGUUCCUGUCCAUGCCCUCUCGGUAUCCCCACGUCCAGGCGGCAAUCGAAGCAUCACCAGAACCAUCACGGAGGUCAAUGACCAUAUCCUUCCAACAAAGUAAUCUUGCACUUAACAUAUCGGAGACGAUAAUCAACCUACAUCGGCCUUAUUAUGCCAAGGCGCUCUACGACAUCAACGAACAUACAAAAUCUAUAUAUGCGCCCUCAUUUCUCACAGUAAUCGAGCGUUGCGGAAUUAUCAUUGCUAUUGUUGACGACAUUCAUACCCGCUUUCCUGCGGUCAGCACCAGACAAUGGAAUUUCUGGUAUCAUGUGUUUGGUUCGGCUCUCUGCUUAGGGACGUUGGUGUUGCGCGAUCCCAAGAAUUCAAUGGCUACUUUUGCUCUUACGCAGGUUGAUGCCGCGAUCAAUCUAUUCACUUCUUUGGUUCAGCACGGCGCCAACACUCCGAGAUACUGCCGUAAUCUGCAGUGGCUUUCGAAAUUGCGCGCUCGGGCAUCGUCCAAAAUUGCCACAGCGUCUACCGCCGCCCAACAGGCCGACUCGCAGCGAGACCAGGGCGAUCCGGACAGGCAGGAAAUUAGUCGAGAAGACAGAGAGGAUAGUGAGGAUGUCGAGCUGCUCGGUUGGCGGACCAGAUUGAUUGAACGGGCUGGUCAAGGUCGUCCGACUAUCCGCACUAUUCAGCUUGCUGAGACGCCGACCGAUUCUCAUGAGAGCUUUGAUGUCUCAAACGCAUCGCCGCAUGGGCAUAUUCACAGAGCCCCUCAAGGUGAGCUGGGAAUUGGAGAUAAUAUCAUGAUCCCAGGCUCAUCCCUUCCUAUGGUGACCCCCGACUCGACAAACGAACUUUUACAAGACUUUUGGGAUCCAAUGCUGCUGCAGGAUAUAUUGGGAGGCAUUCCAGUGGAGUAG
Aspergillus tubingensis is the source of this 2610-nucleotide messenger RNA. RefSeq names its product putative transcriptional regulatory protein C1F7.11c. Bases 1 to 2610 code for a protein of 869 amino acids. Gene Ontology annotation, molecular function: zinc ion binding; DNA-binding transcription factor activity, RNA polymerase II-specific; DNA binding. The transcript has 16 exons. NCBI's taxonomy places the organism in Eukaryota, Fungi, Ascomycota, Eurotiomycetes, Eurotiales, Aspergillaceae. The record is from RefSeq and is a predicted model, not a curated record. Gene Ontology annotation, biological process: DNA-templated transcription; regulation of DNA-templated transcription.